Messenger RNA from Arachis ipaensis, 408 nucleotides. The record is from RefSeq and is a predicted model, not a curated record. Lineage: Eukaryota; Viridiplantae; Streptophyta; Magnoliopsida; Fabales; Fabaceae.
AUGGGUGUCUCAUUUAACUUGCACAAAUUUGACCCUAAGCACUCCAAGGAGAUCCAAUUCCAAGGAGACGCAACCAUUACCGAUCACCAUAUCAUUCGACUCACCAGUCUGGACGACGAUGGCAACCCACUGGGAAACAGAGUUGGCCGAGUCUUAUUCUCCGACCCUGUGCACCUCUACGACCACAGUGGCCUCCGAGCAGGAUUUGAAACCACCUUCGUCUUUCGCAUCUCAAAACCCUAUAACACUGAAUAUACACCUGGACCUGGUGAUGGUCUUGCCUUCUUCCUUGCUAGUGCUGAAACUGAAAUUCCUCCUGAAUCUUCUGGAAAGUUUCUCGGCCUCUUUAAUGAUGCAUCUGACAGAAUUGUUGCUGUUGAACAAUCUCACUCAAGAGAGAUAAAUUAA